UGGGAAGUGAAAAUGUGUCGUCCAGUGUAUGCUCAGGACUAGUGCCUGCUUGGGGACUGUAUUGUCAGUACAGGAUAUCCUAAGGAAGGAAAUCAAUUGUCCGCGUUUAUCAUGGCGACUGCACAGCUUGACAAAGUGAUCAAAACAGUGCGAGAUAACACCACCACCACUACAGCCACAGCAUCGGUGCAACACAAACAUAAACAAACGUGGCUGUGAUCGCGGCUUGUGGUGUCAGUAUUCAUUUAACUAAUAACUGAGACCAUUUUUUAAUGCAUGUGCAAUAAUUGACAGUGUUUUAAUUCAAUUCAGGAAAAGGAUUGAAUAAAUGCAAGAAGCUCUCUAUGGAAAAUGAUAAACUAAAGUAUUUAAUACCCGCGGAACUUGAACAUCAAAGACUGAGAGAGAAAGAAGUUUUACAGAAGAUUAAUUACGAAGAUGAGUGCUGCAGCCAGUGAUGAGACAGUGCGCAUUUUUGAGUUGCGCGAUGCACGAUCUGUACCAGAUCCAGUUCAUCCUUAUCCAGAAAGUCUCAGGAACACACCUCUUAUUAUAGAUAAUGGGUCACAUCACUGCCGGGUGGGAUGGGCAACUGAUAAGGAACCAAGGAUCAUCUUCCGCAAUUGUUAUGCUAAGCAUAGAAAAGACCGAGGAAAGAAGAUUGCUGCGGAAACAGAAAUACUAGUUGCAAAUGACAUAGUGAAUAUUGAGGCAGUCAGAUUCCAGCUCAAGUCCCCUCAUGAUGAGAAUGUUGUGACACACUUUGAGGCACAAGAGACCAUGUUAGACUAUGUCUUCUCCCAUCUUGGAAUCAAUACCUCACAGAUUGAUCAUCCAGUCAUUCUCACAGAGGCCUUCUGUAAUCCCAACUAUUCCCGGCAAUUGAUGUCAGAGCUGCUGUUUGAGUGUUAUGGAGUGCCCACUGUAUCUUACUGUGUUGAUGGUCUGCUCAGUUACCACCACAACAACCCUUCACGCCCAGAUGGUCUCUUGGUCAACAUAGGAAACUGCACAACCCAUGUCAUCCCCAUCCUGAAUGGCUUCGCAGAGCCAGCCCAUUCUCGCAGAAUCAGGAUGGGUGGAUCGCACCUCACUAGAUUCCUAUGGCGAUGGCUCCAACUAAGGUUUCCACACCAUCUAAAUGCCAUCACUCUUUCCAGAGCUGAGGAAAUCCUGCACCACCAUAUGUAUGUAGCAGAGGACUAUAUGGAUGAGGUGGCAAGCUGGAGUGUGGUGGACCACUAUGAACAGCAUGUACGCAGGAUUCAGUUGCCUUUUGUGGCAGCACCAGUCAGCACUGUAUCUGUGGAACAGCAGCGGGAGAGGCGCAAGGAAGCUGCACGCAGACUUGUGGAACUCAAUGCCAAAAAGAGAGAGGAGAAGUUGGUGGAAGAUGAAGCAGAGUUAACAAGAUUAGUAGAGCUAGAAGAAGCCAUGGAAGAAUUCACCCCUGAUGAGCCAGAGUAUCAGCAUGCUCUAGAGGAGGCACAGGUCACCUCCCUUGCAGAUCUUACUAAAAAGAUCUCACUCCUACAGCACAAAAUUGUCAAGACCCGCCACAAGAUGAUGCAGGCUGCUGCUGCUGUUCCAGAGGAAGAGGAGCCCAAACCCAAAAGAGUUUGUGAAGAUGUGAGUCCCAAAAGAAAAGCUGAUCUUGAGCAGUGGGUUGAAGAAGUCAAACAGCAGUGGCGGGACAUUCAGGCUCGACGUGCUGCCCGCCGCCACAAGAGGCAAGAAAUGGCUAAGCGCAGAACAGCUGCGUCUCAGGAGAGGAUGCGCAUCAUAUCUCAGUUGGCUCGACGUGAAAAAAAAGAUGACAAUUUUGGCAUGCGAGAUGAGGAUUGGGAUGUCUACAAAGCCAUCAACAAGGAGGGUGGAGGCUCAGAUAGCGAAGAGGAGAAUGAAAAGCUUCAGGAACUUGAGUCAGCCCUCAGACAGCACAGUCCUGAAUUUUUGGGAGACUCUACAACAAGCAAGCCCACCUCACUUGCUGAGAACUACCAAAUAGAAUUGUCCACUGAGCAAAUCAGGAUUGGUGAGUUGCUGUUUCAGCCAUACAUGUAUGGACUAGAACAAGGUGGGAUCACAGCCACCAUACAAUAUGUGUUGAGUCUGUUUGAUGCCCCUACUCAGGAGCGUCUGGUGUCCAAUGUGUUCCUCACAGGUGGACCCUCCUCCCUGCCAGGCCUCAAGCCAAGAAUAGAGCGGGAUCUACUUGCUACCAGACCCUUCCAGUCACAUUUCUCUGUCACCAUGGCCAAGGAUCCAGUGCUGGACUCCUGGUAUGGAGCACGCCAUUUUGUAGGAAACUUGCUGAAUGAGGGGUUGACAAGAGCAGAUUAUUUGGAACAUGGAGGAGAUUGUAUAAAACAUCAUAAAUAUGGUAACCAGUUCUGGGCAUCAUUAACGCCUGCAGCUCCUGAGUCAGCUCCUGAGUCAACUGUGCCAAGUAAAGAAACCACUCCUGCUCCAGAAGCUACUCUCCUCAGUAGUGACCCAGCACAAGAGCUCUCUGGUGAUGGCACAUCAAAUUAAGAAUAUCUCUAGUGUAACUCUGUCAAAAUACAGCAUCAAUGGAAAGACAAAAAGCCUUCAUGUGUAAAGUCAACACACACACACACACACACACACACACACACACACACACACACACACACACACACACACACACACACACACACACACACACACACACACACACACACACACACACACACACACACACACCACAUAGUUUAGCAGUUAGCACACUCGGCUCAUACUCAAGGAGCGGGUUCAAGUCCCAGGUGUGGAGAGGCAAAUGACCAAGCCUCUUAAUGUGUGGCCCAUGUUCAUUUAGCAGCAGGUAGGUACAGGAUAUAACUCAAGAGGUUGUGGCCUCACUUUCCUGGUGUGUGGAGUGUUUUGUGGUCUCAGUCAUACCCAAAGAUCAGCCUAUAAACUCUGAGCGCACUCUGUAAUGGGGAAAGAUGGCUGGGUGACCAGCAGUCAACUGUGGUGAAUUACACACACACACACACACACACACACACACACACACACACACACACACACACACACACACACACACACACACACACACACACACACACACACACACACACACACACAUAAAUAACAGGAAUGUUUUUAAUGCCAUUAUGGACAUGAGUCAAUGAAGAGAUUAUAAAGAUAAGACCAAGACUUAAAUGUGCAGCAAUAUUGUAGUCACUAUGAAAAAUACAAAUGGAAAUUGAAAGAAUAUAGAGGUGCAACGAAAGUAGAUCCUAAUUUGGGACUUGUUACAUAUAUGAAGAAAGAUCAUCAAGGCUACAGCUCCCAUCCCUGAAAAAAUGCAGAUGAAAAAAGGAUAUGUAAGUGCUCAGGGGGUACAACUAAGAGAGGACUUGGCUGUGUGAAACAAAUAGACACAAGAAGACAUGGAAGAAAGCUGAAAAGAAGUAUUAAGAAAUAUUACAGCUUUCUCCAGAGAAGUGAAGUCUGGGAUGAUCUGAAUGAGAGAGCAAUCCAUGCAAAGUGUAUUUAUCUCUUUAAGAAAAAGUUGAGUACAGUACUAAUAAAGAUAGAGAUGAGACAGUAUGUGUGUCACACACAUACACACAUUGAGUUUAGUAUUAAGAUAGAAAGGAAUGUUGGUUUACAUACUCAGCAUAAAGAUCUUACAUGAUACUGUAUUUGUCCAGGAAUUGAUUUACAUGAAAUCAUAGCUAUCAGAAACUAAUAAUAAGAACUUGUAUAUCUGUAAUUAAGGCCAAGGCUAGUUGUUAUAAUAACUGUAGCAUAUGUGUUUAGUAAAGAUUUUAACAUAGUUGGUGUAUGAUUAUAAAUAAAAAUCUUGGGAACUGCUUUAA
Molecule: messenger RNA, 3851 nt
Organism: Portunus trituberculatus (swimming crab)
Lineage: Eukaryota; Metazoa; Arthropoda; Malacostraca; Decapoda; Portunidae
Gene: Arp5
Product: actin-related protein 5-like
Exons: 14
Coding region: 439-2535 (698 amino acids)
Biological process (GO): regulation of DNA-templated transcription
Cellular component (GO): Ino80 complex; cytoplasm
Source: RefSeq, a predicted model, not a curated record